Lepus europaeus (European hare) is the source of this 5892-nucleotide messenger RNA. It is a transcript of the gene ERCC4, whose product is annotated as ERCC excision repair 4, endonuclease catalytic subunit. Gene Ontology annotation, cellular component: nucleotide-excision repair factor 1 complex. NCBI's taxonomy places the organism in Eukaryota, Metazoa, Chordata, Mammalia, Lagomorpha, Leporidae. Gene Ontology annotation, biological process: resolution of meiotic recombination intermediates; nucleotide-excision repair involved in interstrand cross-link repair; double-strand break repair via homologous recombination. The record is from RefSeq and is a predicted model, not a curated record. The transcript has 11 exons. The coding region runs from base 4 to 2736 and encodes 910 amino acids. Gene Ontology annotation, molecular function: single-stranded DNA endonuclease activity; single-stranded DNA binding; damaged DNA binding.
CCCAUGGAGUCGGGAGUGCCGGCGCAACGCACGGCCAUGGCGCCGCUGCUGGAGUACGAGCGGCAGCUGGUGCUGGAACUGCUGGACACCGACGGGCUGGUAGUGUGUGCCCGCGGGCUCGGCGCGGACCGGCUCCUCUACCACUUCCUCCGGCUGCACUGCCACCCCGCCUGCCUGGUGCUGGUGCUCAACACGCAGCCGGCCGAGGAGGAGUACUUUAUCAAUCAGCUGAAGAUAGAAGGCGUUGAGCACCUCCCUCGCCGGGUAACCAAUGAAAUCGCAAGCAACAGUCGCUAUGAGGUUUACACACAAGGCGGUGUCAUAUUUGCAACAAGUCGAAUACUCGUGGUUGAUUUCUUGACUGAUAGAAUACCUUCAGAUUUAAUUACUGGCAUCCUGGUGUACAGAGCUCACAGAAUAAUCGAAUCUUGUCAGGAAGCGUUCAUCUUGCGCCUCUUUCGCCAGAAAAACAAGCGAGGUUUUAUUAAAGCUUUCACGGACAACGCCGUCGCCUUCGAUACCGGUUUCUGCCACGUGGAAAGAGUGAUGCGAAAUCUUUUUGUGAGGAAGCUGUAUCUGUGGCCUAGGUUCCAUGUGGCAGUACACUCGUUUCUGGAACAGCACAAACCUGAAGUUGUAGAAAUUCAUGUUUCCAUGACACCUGCCAUGCUUGCCAUCCAGACCGCUAUCCUGGACAUUCUAAAUGCGUGUCUGAAGGAGCUGAAGUGCCAUAACCCGACGCUUGAAGUGGAAGAUUUAUCCUUAGAAAAUGCUAUUGGAAAACCUUUUGACAAGACAAUUCGCCACUAUCUGGAUCCCUUGUGGCACCAGCUUGGAGCCAAGACUAAAUCCUUGGUCCAGGAUUUGAAGAUAUUACGCACUCUGCUGCAGUAUCUCUCUCAGUAUGACUGUGUCACAUUUCUUAAUCUUCUGGAAUCUCUGAGAGCAACGGAAAAGGCCUUUGGUCAGAAUUCAGGUUGGCUGUUUCUUGACUCCAGUACCUCAAUGUUUGUAAAUGCUCGAGCAAGGGUUUAUCAUGUUCCUGAUUCCAAAAUGAGUAAAAAAGGCAAAAUGUCUGAAAAAAUGGAGAUUAAAGAAGAGCAAGAAACCAAAAAGGAGCUGGUCCUGGAAUGCAACCCAAAGUGGGAGGCGCUGACCGAAGUCCUCAAGGAAAUCGAGGCAGAAAAUAAGGAGAGCGAAGUGCUCGGUGGCCCAGGUCAGGUGCUCAUCUGCGCCAGCGACGACCGCACCUGCUCGCAGCUGCAGGGCUACCUGACGGCCGGCGCCGAGGCCUUCCUGCUCGGGCUCUACAGGCAGGCCUUUGACAAGGACAGCCGCGCGGAGGAGGUGUGGGCGAGGCUGAGGAAGGCCGACCACUCGAGCAGGACUCGGAGGUCCGACAAGAGGCCCAGAGCGCGCGCUGCCAGAGACAGGGCUCUCAAAAAGAAGAAGCCCACGUUGACUCUGACCCAGAUGGUUGGCAAACCCGAAGAACCGGCGGAAGAGGGCGACGUCGAGGAAGGCAGCCAGGGCGAAGGAAGCAGCAGCCCGGAGAGCGGCGCGGCCGACGGGAGGCAUGCGGAAUUCGAGGUCCAGUUGCCCUCGGACGCCGCCUACGGGGUCCUCCAAGAACCCCUCACCAUCAUCCACCCGCUUCUGGGCUGCAGCGACCCCUACGCGCUGACCAGAGUCCUGCACGAGGUGGAGCCCAGAUACGUGGUUCUCUACGACGCCGAGCUCACCUUCGUCCGCCAGCUGGAGAUCUAUAGAGCAAGCAGGCCCGGGAAACCCCUAAGAGUUUACUUCCUGAUAUACGGAGGCUCCACAGAGGAGCAGCGCUACCUCACUGCUCUGAGGAAAGAAAAGGAAGCCUUUGAGAAACUCAUAAGGGAAAAGGCCAGCAUGGUUGUCCCUGAAGAGCGAGAAGGCAGAGAUGAAACCAAUCUGGACUUGGUGAGAGGCCCAGCAUCGGCAGAUGCUCCCACAGACACGCGGAAGGCCGGUGGCCAGGAGCAGAAUGGCACCCAGCAAAGCAUAGUUGUGGACAUGCGUGAGUUUCGAAGCGAGCUCCCGUCCCUGCUCCAUCGCCGGGGCAUUGACAUUGAGCCGGUGACUCUCGAGGUCGGAGACUACAUCCUGACCCCAGAGAUGUGCGUGGAGCGCAAGAGCAUCAGCGACCUGAUCGGCUCCCUAAACAACGGGCGCCUCUACAGCCAGUGCGUCUCCAUGUCCCGCUACUACAAGCGGCCCGUGCUGCUCAUCGAGUUCGACCCCAGCAAGCCUUUCUCCCUGACUCCCCGUGGCGCCUUGUUUCAGGAGAUCUCCAGCAACGACGUCAGCUCCAAGCUCACCCUGCUCACGCUGCACUUUCCCAGGCUGAGGCUGCUCUGGUGCCCCUCGCCGCACGCGACCGCAGAGCUGUUUGAGGAGCUGAAACGAAACAAGCCGCAGCCUGACGUGGCGACGGCCAUGGCCAUCACGGCGGAUUCUGAAACCCUGCCCGAGUCCGAGAAGUACAACCCUGGCCCCCAGGACUUCCUGUUGAAGAUGCCAGGGGUCAACGCCAAGAACUGCCGCUCGUUGAUGAACCACGUGAAGAACAUUGCAGAGCUGGCGACGCUGUCUCAGGACGAGCUUGCGAGCAUCCUGGGCAACGCCGUGAGCGCUAAGCAGCUCCAUGACUUCAUCCACACCCCUUACGCGGAAGUGGUGUCCAGAGGAAAAGUGAAGAAAUGAGCAAGGGAAGCGGCCCCUGGCCCCACAACCGCGCUCGUCGCCGGCUCCCUGCCAGCCGCUGUGGGUCACUGUUGGUCCUGAGCCCACUGCUGCAUUCCUCCCCAGUGCGGGAAGGGAUCCAGUGUUGUUUCCAAGGGCAGGGGACCAGGGCCCAGGUUUCUCUCUCACCUUGGCAGCUCGGUAUCAUUUGCACUUUCCCACGCCUGCUCCCCCCACCCUUACACAGUCCGUGCCAGACCCGGUGUAUUCCAUUUUUAAAUGAGGUGUGGCAGGCUCAGGUAAAGUUUCUACAAGUGUUUCUGCAGGCCACUUGGAGACAAGCAGAAAUUGGUGUUUCCUACACAGACAGUAAGGCACACAGUCACGUUCUUAGCCUCUGUCCACGCUCAUGGAAUCUGCCCUUUACCAUUUCUUCUGGCCACUUCUCCCCACGCUUCCUCCCGCUGUAAUUCCUGCUCCUGGUUUAACACAGGCACCUUGAAAACCAGCUGGCUCAUCUUGACUUUUGAAAGAAGUGAGUUACCUAAUUAGGGAAAGGGAUGGUACAGGAGAAGGAGCCCUUGGGAUUCUCAAUUGUUCCAGCUGUGCUCAACCCAGAGCUGUCCCGGCCAGAUGAUAGUUACAGAGUGCUUCCGGACCCCUCUCUCCCCGGCUCUCCCCGAGACUGCACCGCCCUCACUCCCCUGCCACAGGGCAGGGGACGGGCCACACGGUGCUCAGAUGGAGUUUUCCUUCCUUGAGUUGAGAGAGAUUGGAGGUAAAUGGAAGAUCAAUGCAUAGACUAUAUAAAAAUUCAAGAAGUAUUAUGUAAAAAUCCAUAAGGAAAACAAUCUCAUUCUAAACCUCCUUCGGAUUGAUUUAGGUUGGCUUUUUACUGACAUGUCCAUACAGGAUAUUCAUAGCAUCCUUGUGCGGUUUUUAAACUUUUAUACUUAAACCUUAAUUAUACAGUAAUGCAUAGUCAAUUUCCUACCUCAAGAGCUGAUGUCGACAUGAAUUCCGCUAGCCAUGAUCCCCGUGUAAUGUUUCAUCAAUGUCACCUCGUUCUUAUGUUUGCCACACAGAACUAACAGGCAGUGCACCAGGUGACACAACAUUGUCUUCAACAAAAGUACUUUUAACUGUCCUUUCGAAACUGAACCUCUCGUGUUCUCAUCUAGGUUUAUUGGUAAUCAACAGAGCAUGGAUUUUAAACUUCAUAGGAGGGUCCUCCAAGAGUGAAGUGAGGGGUUUCAGGAGUGGACCGGUUCUCAUAGAAUCGGGGACAUGGGGGAUAGAAAACAGGACAAGAAACAAAGGAAGGAAGAUUUCUUUUUUUUUUUUUUUUAUUUAGUGAACAUAAAUUUCCAAAGUACAGCUUAUGGAUUGCAAUAGCUUCCCCCCCGAUAACUUCCCUCCCACCCACAACACUCAGAAAGAUUUCGACCACGGAUUUUGUCACAGGGUUAAGGAUAUACCUGUAGAAUAGAGAGCAGAAAUGUGGAGUGAUUGCAGCACGAAAGUUCAUGCUUGCUUUGUAGUGUGUCGUCGUAUUGACGGGUUCAGUCAGAAUUCCAAAUGCCUUAAAGCGGACCGCUUCAGAUGCUGAUGGUCACUGCUGUGUCUCUGGUCCCUGUUCCAGCAUGCUGCUUGUAGCGCGCAGCGUCUGUCCUGUGUAAUUCCACCUGCCUGUUAUUGUCGUUCCAUGCAUGGGAGGCAGAUCUUCAUCAGCUUCACUCUGUGAUCAGGAUUUCGUUCAGAGUUGCUUUCAAAAAUGAGCCCUUAAAGCAACCACUUAAAAUAGUCCUUGCCUCCUAGCCUGGCACCAGUAACAGUCUUAAUUGUAUUUAGGAUUGCUGUCCCUUGGUUCUCAGAGUCUGUUUUUGCAGUUGUACUCACUGGACACUUAAAGACAGGUGCUCUGAAUGUGAACGAGCGUUUCUGAAGAACUCUGAAAUGGUGGUCAGGGGUGAAGGGCUCCCCUUGACACUUCUACAACUAGAUAAAUAGAUUUUAAUGGAUUUCCAGUUGUGGAAAGCUUCCAAUAUAUCCACCAAGUAUUCACUUUUCUCAGACUUUUUUUUAUUUACAAAUUUUUACAAUAUAAGGGUUUUUGAUAGAAAAACUAGAAAUUCAUAGUUAAAUUAAUGUAUUUAUUUUCUAGCAUCAUUUUGUUAACUUUGCCUUUCUCUCAAAAUAGUAAGUAUCCAAUUUACUUAUGAAUUCAUGUUUAGCUUUUUAAAACCUUUUUAAAAGCUAGAUCAGCAUUCUAUUUUGCAAGACUUUUGCAUAAAAAAAUGGGAACAUAUGAAAUGUUGUGAGAAAUCACUUUCGGUGUCAUUUAUUUAAAUCACAGUGCCUCUCUCGGUAUUUUUUUAAAAUUAACGAGAAGAAACCAUUUUUAACAGUGGCCAUAAAUAUUGUCGUUUUUGGCAGUAAAUCGCUGUGUCUGCAGUCCGAGGCCUGGUGGCUGGGCGGCCGCGUGUGUCGGCGUGGAUCUGGGUGCAGUUCCCCAGGUCAUGAGGGACUGAACGUAAUUGCCCGUUAGGACAGGAAGGGUUAAGUCUGGAUGUGGCCCUGUUGAGAUAACAGAGUUUGGACAUAAUCAGAGGCCUUCAGUGGGGAAACCUACACUAAACAAAUCUGAAGACGUGGGUGGGGGAGGGAGCAGGGCCUCACUGGUCUUCACUUUGGUUUUUCAAGCAUAAUUUGAUUUUCCUUUGGCUCAGAAGACUUCUCUAGGGAAUUUCUCUUCUUUGUGUUUGGCUUAACCUCUGAAAAGCCAGCACUUGAGGAAACCUCUUUUCUCAAGGUUGGAGUAGAGUAAAAUUUAGCAAGGCUUUGACAUGAAUUGUUGUGUUUCCUACCCAUUUUGCUUUCUGUUGUGGUUUGUAGCUAUUUUGUUAUCCGGUUCUGAACUUCAGCACUUAAGGAGCCACUUGAAGGGUAUGUAAGUGAGAAUGUGGUUGGGAAUGAGAUCCCAGUCUGUAACAGGGUUGUGUGUGUUUAAUGUGUAUUUAUUCAAUAUUUCCCUCAAUGUGUUGUGGGCAAAGUAAAAAUAACAAUGUACAGUAAAAGGAAUAUAUUGCCAGCACUCUGUUGGAAAAUCGUUUAAAAUGCGAGAAUAUUUUAAUUUUUCCUUUCUUGUUACGCAGUAUAUCUCAUUAAAGCUGAGCC